This is a messenger RNA of Otolemur garnettii (small-eared galago), 5746 nucleotides long. RefSeq names its product cordon-bleu WH2 repeat protein (gene COBL). The transcript has 15 exons. The coding region runs from base 263 to 4195 and encodes 1310 amino acids. Gene Ontology annotation, molecular function: actin monomer binding. The record is from RefSeq and is a predicted model, not a curated record. Lineage: Eukaryota; Metazoa; Chordata; Mammalia; Primates; Galagidae. Gene Ontology annotation, biological process: actin filament network formation; actin filament polymerization. Gene Ontology annotation, cellular component: terminal web; actin filament; perinuclear region of cytoplasm.
AAAAAAUUAGGUUUUAACUUGUAAGAGUUGUUAAAGAGUUACACAUUUCUUUGCUGAGUGCAGUCAAAACAGAGGAAGGCCGCCAGGGACACAUGGCAGACCCAGAGUCCUGGGGUGGGGGCCGGGGAGGCUCAGCAGAGCCCACACUUCCACGGGCCAGGCCCUGAGUGGAGCAUUUCAUGUCUUCAUUUAUGUUUUGAUUUGAAGGAAGAAAACAUCAAGGCGUGGGGUUGUUGAGAGAACCUUCGAGGAAGGGAAGAGGAUGAAGGCCCGUGCUCCCCCACCUCCUGGAAAGCCCGCCGCAAACACAGACAGUGAGCAGAAGCCUCCCCGAGGCGUGGCCCUCAGCCCACAGCAGAACCUGGUCCACAUGAAGGAGGCGCUGAGGGACAGCACUGUGGAUGUCACUGUGGUCCUGCCCAGUGGGCUGGAGAAACGGAGUGUGCUCAAUGGCAGCCAUGCAAUGAUGGACCUACUUGUAGAUCUUUGCCUUCAGAAUCACCUGAAUCCAUCUCACCAUGCCCUUGAGAUUCGGUCUUCGGAGACCCAACAGCCUUUGAGUUUUAAACCAAAUACUUUGGUUGGGACGCUGAAUGUGCACACUGUGUUUCUGAAAGAAAAAGUUCCUGAAGAGAAGGUUAAGCCUGGGCCACCCAAGAUGCCAGAGAAAUCUGUGCGUUUGGUAGUGAAUUACCUGCGGACACAAAAAGCUGUUGUGCGUGUGAGCCCGGAGGUACCUCUCCAGAAUAUUCUCCCAGUCAUUUGUGCGAAGUGUGAGGUCACUCCAGAGCACGUGGUUCUCCUGAGGGACAACAUUGCCGGAGAGGAGCUGGAACUGUCCAAAUCCCUGAGUGAGCUGGGGAUAAAGGAGCUGUACGCCUGGGACAACAGGAGAGAAACUUUUAGAAAAUCAUCACUUGGCAAUGAUGAGACAGAUAAAGAGAAGAAAAAAUUUCUGGGAUUUUUCAAAGUUAACAAAAGAAGCAGUAGUAAGGCUGAGCAGCUUGGGCUGUCGGUCGCAGACAGUGAUGAGGACAUUCCAAAGUCAGUGUCGGGAAGGGGUUUGAACGGCUGUUUGACGACCCCCAACUCCCCGUCCCUGCACUCGCAUUCCCUUACGCUGGGUCCAUCCUUGUCGCUGGGCAGCAUCUCGGGGGCCUCUGUGAAGUCGGAGAUGAAGAAACGCCGGGCCCCACCUCCUCCCGGUUCAGGACUACCUGUACAAGACAAGGCAUCGGAAAAGGUCUGUCUGGGGUCACAGGUUGAUUUACAGAAGAAGAAGCGGCGGGCUCCAGCUCCCCCUUCACCACAGCCACCUCCACCAAGUCCCCUGGUCCCCCGCCGCCUGGAGGACAAGGAGGAGCACAGGAAGAGUACAGUGGGUGGUGGACGGCAGGUGCCACAGAAGCCUCCCCGAGGCACUGCUCGUGGCCCCCCUCAGUUGGUGCUGCCCCCGCCCCCACCCUACCCUCCUCCUGACACAGACACAGGUGAGGCCGAGCUGCUCAGCUUUCCUGGGGAAGGUGCUGGUUCCAAGGCCUCAGACCCGAGACGCAGACUGAGCCUGCCCCUGGGACCCAGCAGCCACAGCAGCCCGGACGGAGCCCCACAGGUGCCGUCUGAGGCCGAGGAGACGGUGUCUGUCAGCAGCUGCUUCGCGUCAGAAGACACGACCGAGGACUCUGGAGUGAUGAGCUCCCCCUCCGAUAUUGUCUCUCUGGAUUCUCAACAUGACAGCGUGAAAUCCAAAGACAAGUGGGCCACAGACCAGGAGGACUGCAGUGACCAGGACCUUACUGGUACCCCGGAACUGGGUCCCCACAAGAGCCCCUCCUGGGAGAGGAACGGCUGUGAGGACCUGCAUCUGAGAACUGAAAAGGCUGCCACUGCCUCAAAGGAUGAUGAAGACCUGUUCACCGGACAGUUCCAUGAAACCCUUGCAGAGCUGGACGGGGACCUGGAAGAAAUGGAAGAGAAUUAUGAGACAGACACCAGCUCUCUGACCAGCUCCACGCCUGGCAUAUCCAGCCUCUGCUCACAAGAUGCCAUGAGCCCCAAAAGUGACAUAGACACCAUCCCAGUAACAUUCAUCGGGGAGGUUUCAGAUGAUCCUGUGGAUUUGGGGUCUUUUUCCAAUAAAAACAACAAUGCUGGUUCUUCUGACACAGAGGAUCCUGUGGGCAGGAGAGCCCAUCUGGUACCACCUCAGGCUGAGCCCAGCCAGCGCCAUGGGACAAGGGAGGACACAGCUGCCCGCUGCCCUCCCUCUCACGAUGUUGGAAGAGGAGCACAUUCAGGCUCAUCCACCACCUGCAUGGACAGGAACUCGAUGGAAAUGGGGCCCAAGGUGACUGUUUUUGCUUCGGAUACUCACAAAGAAGAUCUUGCAGACACAAAGAGGCGAGACCCUUGGCGUGGCUGUCCCUCCAGGGAGAAGACACAGGCUGUGGAGAAGGCCAACACCCAGUCCAGGAAUGAAAAGGGGGACAGGGACAAAGGUGCUGUCUCGGCACCCCCAUCCUGGUGUCAGCGAGGCCAAAACCCAGCUGGUAGUUACGGCCUUAAGUAUGGCCUCACAACUUAUAAAAUUGUUCCUCCAAAGUCAGAGAUGAGGUGUUACGACAGAGGUGUGUCCCUCUCCACAGGCGCCAUUGAGAUCGACGAGCUGGGGAACCUGGUGAGCCCCCCGGUCAGCAGAACCAUCGCCCUGCCGUCAGCCAGUCUUGAAGCAGAAACUCAACCCAUUGAGACAGUAAAGGAGUUCUGGAGGCGCAGCUCUGUGGAGAAGCCCUCGGCCCGUGGGCCUCCCAUCACCCCCACCCCUGCCAGGACGCAGCAGGUAGAGACUGAGCCCUAUGCAGACCCCACACCGGCACCAACCCCACACCUGUCUGCCCACCAAGAGAGUGGAGGUCACCUGGAGGAAGGGAGCAGUUGGCCGCCUAUGGCAGUCGCCUCUCACUCAAAAGUGCCGACAGCCCACGCCACAGAAAUCUCAUUUCUCAAGCCUCACAGAAGGACGUCCAGCCAGUAUGUGGCCUCUGCUAUUGCCAAGAGGAUAGGACUCCCGAAGGCCUACCCCAAUAUGGUGGGGUAUGAUCAUGCCCAGAAGGGUUAUGUAGGCAGGACGCCCACGCCGACCGGACAGCCUCUUGGUGGGAAGGGCAGUAUGGCCUCCAGCCUGCAUUCGGAGACACAAGGACGCAACAACAGUGCACAGCAGCCCUGCACCACCCAUCCCAAUAGCCAUGGGGAGGAGCCAGCAGUGGGAGCCCAUCCUGGAGGGGAGGUCAGCGGCCCACGUGGAAAGCUGUCUACUCAGGACUGUCCUGCUGGCGUCCACAAAAGCUCUAAUUUCCCACUGUUCACAUCUUCCCAGAGGGGUCAUGUUUCUGUGGGACAAAGCUGUGGUUUCAGUGGAAAGCAAAGCACAGUGAACCAGGAGACGGGCUCAGCAUGUGACCCUAAAUGUCCCCUGAACAGGACAGACCCACACCCUGCACACUCAGCAGACGCUCGGGCCCCAGGCAGAGUGCUGGUGAAUGGCUCUACGUGGACCCCUGGCAGCAGCAAACCUCCUCACUCUCCCGAAGAGUCUGGCACCAACAGCCACGUUAUUCUAGAAAAAGAGGAAAAGCCCAGUUUGUUCUCUAUAGAUGGACAUGGAGCAGAAAGUACUUUGUCGUCCAGCAUUUUUGGGCCAAAGAAAAAAUUCAGACCUGUUGUCCAGAGGCCAGUCCCAAAAGACACAUCCCUGCACACCUCCCUGAUGGAAGCCAUCCACUCCGCAGGCGGGAAGGACAGACUCCGCAAGACUUCAGAGCACGCCUUGGAGGGACGGCCGAAGAAGCCAUCCUAUGUAGAGGCAGAGAGUGAGCGGUCCGCGCUGCUGGCAGCCAUCCGCGGGCACAGCGGGGCCUGCAGCCUGAGGAAGGUGUCAUCCUUCGCUGCUGAGGAGCUCCGAAGCUUCCGAAAUGCCACGCUGUCUGCACAGAGCACGGAAAAUCCUCAGCAAAAAGAGGAUGUGCCCCCUUCACCCCCACCAGCCUCCCAGGCUCUGUCCACAUCUAGGACGGCUUCCAGGUUCAGCACGGGCACCCUCGGCAACCCAGUGGACGCCAGGCAAGCCUUGAUGGACGCCAUCCGCUCUGGCACAGGGGCCGCAAGAUUGAGAAAGGUGCCCUUGCUUGUAUGAGUCAGCAGCAGCCAGGGAAUUGCAGAACCCACCUGCAGGACAAGCACACUGGAGGAUUCCCGCGGCCAGGAACAUCAUCACAUCUGCCAUUGCCUUCUCAUGGACAGUCCAAGGGCAUGGGGUUGAUUUUCAGUGUGUUCGUGGAUACUGGUUCAAAGGGAGGGGAGAAUGCUGCUCUACUACGGCUCAUGUGCCAAGGAAAUGUGUUUUGCCUCUGAAUAUUUUAGGUUGCCAAUAAACUAUUCUUGUUGGCAGGUUGAUGGGAAUAUAAAUUCUGGAGCCCAGCACUCGCACUUAAUUAUAUUUAUGGGCAAAGUGUAUAGAGAAAAAUGCCUUAGACUGGGACCUCUGAGACUUUUUUUCCACAUACAGAUGUUAAACCAUUUGCUGGUUUAAGAUCUUUGAAUAGUAGAGAAAAUAUGUAAAUCAGUGGAAGCAAUCUGAAUGUUAUAUGAUGCUAUGUGCUUGAGUAGUAGGAUAAAAAGAGAUAGGGCUUUUCAAGGGUGAUUUUGUUGGGUAAUAAAACUACUAUUCUUCUUCCUAAAAUGCAUGGGUCACUACGAAAGUUUUGAGACAGACUGUGUUGUGGUCCCUCAUUACACCUCUAAAAAACACAGUUGACAGCGUCCUUUCUGAGUCAUGUGUGCAAGUUCAACUUUCUCAGCUCACCAGUGUUGCUGGGAGGGCUUCAUUUGUUUUCAUCUGCAUGGAUUUUUAUGUUUCUUGAUUUUUGUGUGUCUCAAAACAUUCAUAAUGAUCCACAUAUUUGGCGCUAACACCUUAUAGAGAGUCAUGGACUGUGAUCUAACCAAGUAAGAGUUUAAAAUGUCACCUAUGGCCAUCUAGAAAUCAAUCACUCAUGAUUGUGUGACCAGGGAUUUCUGAGUCCUCCAAAGGUGGCAGGUGGCUGAGAUCAGAAUGACACCAAGUGGAUGGUUGGCGCCCACUCAGCUGUUCCCCAGCGGGCUGUGAAAUGGAGCAGGCCUCCCCCAAGGGGCCUGUGUGCGGAGCCUGCUCACUUUCCUUAGAGUCCACUGAGAUCCCACGGAGGCCCAGUAGCAGGGCUACUGGGAACUCCAUGCCACACAGCUCAGAUCAGAGUUGUGCUGAGCAUUUCACAGGUUUUUUAGACUGGAAGCUUUUGCCCAACAACUCAGUGGCCCGCCUGGUGUUUAUAGCAUCUUCUCUCAGUGCCUGGUGCUCAGCCACCAGCAUUUAUAAUGAAGUUUAAAUGCAGCAGUGAUUUUUUUCAUGUACUAUAUAUCUCUAGAACAUUUUGUUAUAUUGAAAAAAAACUCUUAAAGAGAGUACUAGAAAUCAAGAGAAGUCCAUGAAGUAAAUUCUCUUAGUGUAAAACAAACAUGGCAAGAUCAUCUUAACGUUCACUACUGGCUCCGAUCCAGGCAGCAGGUGGGAAGAAAGCUUUGUUCCGCUCUCCGAUUAAUGUUGCUCACCUCUCUCAGUGAGGCCAGAGCUACCAGCCAAUUGCUCUUAAUCACAGCUAUCUAUUAUUUGUCUUUCAGUGCCACAAAUAAAAGGAAAUAAAAUCAG